GGCGACCGAGACAUCAGUCAGUUUAAUCAGAAACGUUAAUCUCGGUAGGAACGGCCUAGAUGUUCCCUCCCACGGCGCUCCCCAAGUGUGACUACGGCGCCGUUGUUCACCAAAGGAAUCCCUUCUUUCGCUCGUUUUGGCCGCCGCAAGGGACUUCGAAGUCCCGCCAGGAAGAGGGGAGGCAAAGGUAUAGGGCUUCCCUGCUCGUCCCAUCGUCGUUUUUCAAAAGAUUGAAGCCUUCUGCGUGUUUGUUUUAAUCUGCGAAUGGCACUUAAGUUUGAGGUAUUGGGAAAGUUUAAUAGAGCUCGUGCAGCACAAUUAACACUCCCUCACUUUAUAUGUCAGACACCACUUUUUAUGCCUGUUGGGACUCAAGGUACAAUAAAGGGUCUAACUAAUAUUCAACUGGAGGAAAUUGGUUGCCAAUUAAUACUUGGUAAUACCUACCACCUUGCUCUUCGUCCUGGUGCUGAGCUGAUAGAUGAGUUGGGUGGUCUUCACAAAUUCAUGAACUGGAAAAGAGCACUGCUUACUGACUCGGGUGGUUUUCAAAUGGUUUCACUAUUGCAUUUGGCAGAUAUUACUGAACAAGGUGUCACAUUUCAGUCUCCUGUUGAUGGAAAGCCAAUGCUUCUCACACCUGAAGAAUCUAUCCAAAUACAAAAUAAGAUUGGAGCUGAUAUUAUCAUGGCACUUGAUGAUGUUGUAAAAACUACCAUUACUGGUCCACGCAUUGAGGAAGCUAUGUAUCGCACUCUUCGUUGGAUUGAUAGAUGCAUAUCCGAAUUUAUUUGGAAUUGUGCAAGGAGGAUUAGAUCCUGUUUUACGAGAUAUAUGUGUCAGAGGUUUGGUGGACCGCGAUUUACCAGGAAGGCUAAUCUCACCUCCUAUUGGGACAGCUAUGCUAUUGGUGGUCUUGUAGGCGGUGAAGAUAAAGACUCCUUUUGGCGUGUUGUUGCACAGUGUACUGCUUCACUACCUGAAGACAAACCCCGAUAUGUGAUGGGUGUUGGGUAUCCACUGGAUAUUGUAGUUUGCAGUGCUUUAGGUGCAGACAUGUAUGACUGUGUAUAUCCCACACGAACUGCUCGAUUCGGCACAGCUCUGGUUCCUGAGGGAAUCUUGAAGUUGAAAAACCGAGCCAUGGCCAAUGAUGAACGUCCUAUUGAUCUGACAUGCUCAUGCAUGGUCUGUAAAAACUAUACACGCGCCUACUUACAUGGUCUUGUCACAAAAGAUGCUAUGGGUUCCCAGCUACUAUCCUAUCAUAAUUUAUCAUAUAUGAUGAGGCUUAGUAAGAACCUCCACACAUCUAUAGUCGAAGGGCGAUUUCCAGAGUUUGUGAGGGGUUUUCUACAGACCCAGUUCCCCAGGGGUGAUGUACCAGAGUGGGUUUGCAAUGCGAUGGAGGUUGCCGGUGUCGACAUCUCCUCCUGCUGCACUCCCUUAGCAUCAUGGCAUGAUUAACCAAGUUUGGAUACACAAGAUCAACAAGCAGGUGUAGUUUCUGAGAAAUUUAUCAAUUUAGAUUAAUUCUGAUACCACCAUUGUUUAGAUUGCAGCAUAAGUUUUGAAUUGAUGUGCUGCUUGACUUGAAAAAUACCAUAUCUAGCAAUUCGAAUUAUAGAGGCAAUAUCUUGGGCAUGUAAUUCAUAGGAGAAAGGUGGAAGGGAAACAAACUCCUGUUGGCAAAUCUCUAUCUAUAUAGAUAGGCAUGGCUAGAAGUUCUGUUGAACAAGGCCACAUCGUUUUUGUU
Zingiber officinale is the source of this 1756-nucleotide messenger RNA. RefSeq names its product queuine tRNA-ribosyltransferase catalytic subunit 1-like. Gene Ontology annotation, cellular component: cytosol. The record is from RefSeq and is a predicted model, not a curated record. Lineage: Eukaryota; Viridiplantae; Streptophyta; Magnoliopsida; Zingiberales; Zingiberaceae. Gene Ontology annotation, molecular function: tRNA-guanosine(34) queuine transglycosylase activity. The transcript has 16 exons. Bases 265 to 1467 code for a protein of 400 amino acids.